Eruca vesicaria subsp. sativa (arugula) is the source of this 453-nucleotide messenger RNA. Lineage: Eukaryota; Viridiplantae; Streptophyta; Magnoliopsida; Brassicales; Brassicaceae. The record is from the annotation of a GenBank genome assembly.
AUGAAUGCAUUAGUCAGAAUGCGCGCAAUCAUGUCUAAUGGACCAUUCAUGCUCAAUCUCGACUGUGACCACUACAUCUACAAUUACAUUGCCUUGAGGGAAGACAUGUGCUUCAUGCUUGAUCGUGGUGGCGGCAGAAUCUGCUAUGUUCAGUUCCCUCUGAGGUUUGAAGGUAUCGACCCAAACCAUCGUUAUGCAAACCACAACACUGUCUUCUCUGAUGUUAGUAUGAGAGCUUUGGAUGGACUUCAAGGUCCAAUGUACGUUGGAACUGGCUGCAUAUUCCUUAAUGGUCUUCCAAAUGGUGGGAUGAGAGAAGAGUGUAAUCAAAAACUGAAACUUCUUUUUUUGGGCAUUUCCUUUGUCAACCAUCUCUAUCUUCAUCUUUCUCAUGAACUUCUUCAAAGUCAUUUGCUGAUUUUUCUGCUAGUUAAUAUAUUCUCUAAUCAUUGA